Aspergillus japonicus CBS 114.51 is the source of this 790-nucleotide messenger RNA. RefSeq names its product 40S ribosomal protein uS11. Gene Ontology annotation, cellular component: cytosolic small ribosomal subunit; ribosome. Gene Ontology annotation, biological process: maturation of SSU-rRNA from tricistronic rRNA transcript (SSU-rRNA, 5.8S rRNA, LSU-rRNA); ribosomal small subunit assembly; translation. Gene Ontology annotation, molecular function: mRNA 5'-UTR binding; structural constituent of ribosome; small ribosomal subunit rRNA binding. NCBI's taxonomy places the organism in Eukaryota, Fungi, Ascomycota, Eurotiomycetes, Eurotiales, Aspergillaceae. The coding region runs from base 75 to 527 and encodes 150 amino acids. The record is from RefSeq and is a predicted model, not a curated record. The transcript is spliced from 3 exons.
CGAGCGGGCGCGUCCGACUUCGACUUCUUUUUUUUCUCUCUUCUGUCCCAUAUUCCAUCCCACAACCGACAAAAAUGGCUCCCAAGAAGACCACCCCUGCCGCCAAGGAGAACGUCACUCUCGGCCCUCUGGCCGGUGAUGGCAAGCUCGUCUUCGGCGUUGCCCGCAUCUUCGCCUCUUUCAACGAUACCUUCGUUCACGUCACCGAUCUUUCCGGCCGUGAAACCAUCUGCCGUGUGACCGGUGGUAUGAAGGUCAAGGCCGACCGUGACGAGUCCUCCCCCUACGCCGCCAUGUUGGCCGCCCAGGACGUCGCCGCCCGCUGCAAGGAGCUCGGCAUCAACGCCCUCCACAUCAAGAUCCGCGCCACCGGUGGUAACGGCACCAAGACCCCCGGCCCCGGUGCCCAGUCCGCCCUCCGCGCCCUGGCCCGUUCCGGCAUGCGCAUCGGCCGCAUCGAGGACGUCACCCCCACCCCCUCCGACUCUACUCGUCGCAAGGGUGGUCGCCGUGGUCGUCGUCUGUAAGCGUGUGCGAGUCACGGGUCUUCUCUCCAACUGGUGCAAAGGGGUUUUUUCCUUUUUGCACGCGUCUGGGGGGCCUUGCUCGGCGCUGCUUGCUCGGCUGUGAAUUGGAUGGAAUAAACGCGAAGAACGGCUUUUUUUUUCCCGCCUGGUCUUCAAUUUAUUACAUACCCAAAAGUGUGUUUAGCGGUUCUGGGAUUCGCCUUUUAGCUACUAGUCUGGUGUCGUCUCGACGGCUCCUCUGGUCAAUAUAAAGUGGAACUUGG